UUUAAUAUUAAAACAUUCCUACUGCAACACUACUAUUUGGAACCCUGAAAGCUGGUCCCCCUCCCCCUGCUCAAGCAUGGGAGAUGGAACAUUCCACUUAUAGUACAACCCCAAGACUACAUAACCCAUGAACCCCCUAGGCUUGGAUCCUUUGACCUGCAACAGGCUACUGCCAUGCUGGAACAAGCAGAGUCUCAAAAAGGUCCACCUGGUGUUUGCCACUGCAGCCAUGUGGGUAACAAUAAAAGAGUCUUUAAAACUUGGAGGUUGUCUUGUAUUUAUGUCCCUUACAAUAGCUUACAGCAUGGAACGGACGAGAGCUCUGUUACAAUGCCACAUGGUGUCAGAGGAAAACUGGAUGAAAAACGUCGGACGUGAGUGAGAAGAACCAGAGUGUGCAUCGCCAUGGCAAAGUUUACCCCACCGGAGCAGUUUGAUUUCUCAAAGCCUGAAGCAUGGCCUGACUGGAAGCUAAGAUUCGGCAGGUAUCGCAUAGCUUCACUACUUACGGAGGAAGAGGAAAAAGUGCAAGUGAAUGCAUUGAUUUAUUCCAUGGGAGCGGAGGCUGAGCACAUUUUCAAGGCUUUCACGUUUACUAAUGCAACGGAUGCAGAUGAGUAUGAUGUUGUAAUGGCUAAAUUCUACAAACAUUUCAUUCCAAAACGAAACAUGAUCUAUGAGCAUGCUAAGUUCCACUCAAGAGUUCAACAACCAGGCGAGAGUGUGGAAACCUUCGUCAAGCAACUGUAUGAACUAGCUGAAAACUGUGAUUUUGGGGCACUAAAAGAGGAGAGCUGAACUUCCUGGGACAGGUCAUGACCAAGGACGGCAUAGCCCCUAAUCAAGUGAGGGUCAAAGCCAUAACAACAAUGGAACCACCUCAGAGCGUGAGUGAGCUGAGACGGCUACGUGGGAUGAACUACAUAGGCCGUUACCUACCAAACCUCUCCACGGUGUUACAGCCACUCAACAAGCUACUCAAGACUGAGCGUGAUUGGUGCUGGGGUCCACAGCAAGACAGAGCGUUCGCAGAAGUGAAACAGCUAAUUCCAUCAGCACCAGUCUUGGAGUUCUUUGAUCCGGUGAAGCCGACCAUCGUCAGUGCAGAUGCAAGCAGUUACAGGCUCUGAGGAGUCCUCCUGCAGAGCCAUGAUGGAGUCCUGAAGCCUGUUGCGUUCUGUUCACGUAUGUUGACUGAUGCAGAGAAGAGAGACGCUCAGAUCGAAAAAGAGUGCCUUGCAGGAGUGUGGGCCUCUGAGCGUUUCUACCAGUAUCUUUGUGGCUUAGAGAGAUACAAGCUGCUUACAGACCACAAGCCACUGGUAACUCUAAUCAACUCAAAAGACCUCGACACCACACCAAUUCGUUGUCAGUGCCUGCUUAUCAGGUUAAUGAAGUUUAACCCAGUCACAGAAUAUGUUCCAGGCAAACACUUAGUCAUUGCAGCGCCCUGUCUAGGCAACCAAUCCAGGUGACCCAGAAGCGGAGGUGAAAGCGUAUGUGGACUCAGUGGAGGACGACCUGAGAGUGAGGAAGCUGAUCGUCGAGCAGAUAAAAGACCAGACAAGAACAGAUGAUGAGCUCCAGGGUGUCCUCAAGUACGUCCAAAAGGGGUGGCCAGAAUACCUGAAGAGCGUGGCUGUCAGAGCAAGCACCUACUUCAAAGAGCGUGGCUUACUCAGUGAGACCAAUGGAUUGCUGCGACGUGGCAAGCAGAUCGUGAUUCCUAGCAGUAUGAGAGACUACAUGUUGCAGAAGAUUCACGAGGGCCACCAAGGCCUUACCAAGUGCAGAGAACGGUACAAUGGCGCUGUGUGGUGGCCGGGCAUCGCCAGUGAUGUGAAGAAGCUUGUAACGUCAUGUAAACAUUGCAACAUCUACAGACCGAGCCAAAGCAGAGAACCGUUGAUCUCCACACCGUUGCCAGAUCUACCAUGGCAAAAGCUCGCAGCUGACCUGUGUGAGUUCAAAGGUCGUCACUACUUAAUCGUGAUUGACUACUUCUCCAGAUGGCUCGAGAUCCUACACUUACCAAAAACAAACUCAGAAACCGUCAUACAGUUGAAAAGCAUCUUCACACGCUACGGGAUUCCAGAGGAGCUCAUGACAGAUAACGGCCCUCAGUUCUCAACCGAACAGUUCAGAAACUUUAUGACUUCCAGCACGUUACUUCAAGCCCUCAUUUCCCACAGUCCAACGGCAUGGCCGAACGAGCUGUGAAGACGGCAAAGUGGAUUCUCAAGCAAGACAACCCUCAUCUAGCUCUUCUGAGCUACCGCUCAACACCAACAGAACCAACUAGGCAAAGUCCCGCCAAGUUGCUAAUGGGUCGAGAAAUCCGUACAACACUCCCUGUACUCAAAGAGAGCCUGUGGCCAAUGUGGCCAAAUCUAGAGACCGUCAAGAAAAAUUACGCAAAAGCAAAACAGUCCUAUGAGAAGUACUACAACCGCAGGUACUCUGCCAAGCCUCUACCAUCACUGUCCUUUGGCGAUAAAGUCAGAUUGAAGAUCGACGGAGAAAAGGCUUGGACAACACCAGCAACUGUGCAGCGCCUGGAGGCUGCACCGCGUUCCUUUACAAUGGAGAUGGAGCGAGGCGACAUACCGCGACGGAACCGGCGCCACAUCCGGCUGGCCAACCAGGAGCUGUCAUCACCACGAAAGAUGGAUGUUCCUCAGCCGAUGGAUCAAGAUGGACAGCGUGAGCCAGCUGAGCAGGGCUUAAUCACUGCCAGUGCUCCUGCUGACACCCCUGGUUCCCCUGAACACCCAACUCCAGUUGUCACCAGGUUUGGUCGGACUGUUAAACCAAACCCCAGCUAUUUUGGAGGGUGUGGUGAACUUUUCCAGGAGUGGCUGGCCAACCAAUAUUACCCCAAGAGUGCAGCGACGACAUCCUAUAGGUCACAAAAGACCCCACAGCAGCCUCCAAAGAACUGUACGCUUCACUUUCCUCAGAUAUGGUUCCACUAG
Molecule: messenger RNA, 2975 nt
Organism: Pygocentrus nattereri (red-bellied piranha)
Lineage: Eukaryota; Metazoa; Chordata; Actinopteri; Characiformes; Serrasalmidae
Exons: 3
Coding region: 2202-2975 (257 amino acids)
Source: RefSeq, a predicted model, not a curated record